Molecule: messenger RNA, 1276 nt
Organism: Ectocarpus siliculosus
Lineage: Eukaryota; Phaeophyceae; Ectocarpales; Ectocarpaceae
Source: the annotation of a GenBank genome assembly
AUGCCGAGCUCUCAGACAUACUCUUCGUCUUCGUAUAGCGCGGCGGCGGUGGCGGCCACGGCUUCGGCGUCCGUUACGGGUACGGCUUCUUCCGUGGCGGCGGCGGAGAGCAGACCCAACGAACCCACGUCAUGGGACGGGGAGGUGCAGGAGACUCCCGAAGACCUGGCGGCGAUGGAGUACCUCAAGUGGGAGUUGCACGGCAAGUUCAUGGCCUUCCCGGGAGAGCACUAUCACAACCUCUUGGCUAACCUAGCGUCGGAGAUCUACCACAAUCGGUACCCUGUGGAGCACGGGAUCGACAUACUCCAUGGGGUCAUGCGAGACGCCGGGCCUGAAGCUUUGCAGAAGUGUGCCGCCACGCUCAAGAGAAUGAACCUCCCGCCGAAGAUGACCAUCUAAACGGCGGGAUGGAAAAGAAUGAAGAAGAACCUUGUUCGGAGCCGAAGAAAAUGUUGAUCAUGGAAGCAAAAAUACCGGCAACAGGAAGAGAUUGGGCAGGCUCUAUUCGGAAAGACCGCCUACCGAUUAGAAGACGGUGCACGCGAGUGUCUCCUGUUUUGCGGACGAGUGUGAGCGUCGAACGAUUGGCCAGUGAGAAUCUAUUCACCUUCGCGACGGGGAAGGUACGGCGGACAGCGAAAUUUUGUGGGUCAAGGCGCUCAAAUGGGGGUGAAAGUCGAGAAGAGUGUGAGUUGGGAACCCUGUUCAGCCAUUCACCAAUCUACCCGGAACAACGGCAGUUCUCACUUGGUACUGCUGCAUCCAUCGGUACACCCAAGUUGUUCUGGUGCAAGGCGGCGAUUGUGGUGCUGCUGGCUCUUCUGACCUUGCCUUGUAGACCCUGCAAAUCGGCGAUUGUGUCGCUGGCUCUUCUGAUGUAGACCCUUCAGUUCGUCUGAGGAUUUCAUGUCCUGCUGUUGGUGGCGGUGUUGACGCUAGGGAAGCGCCUGGCUCUGAGGUUUUCUUAGUGCGAAAGGAGGCGUGUCCUGUUCCAGUUCUCUCUGAACUUUCGUGACGAUUUCUGAACGUGGGCGGAGGGUCAGUUUCCGUCCGCUGCUUGGAGGUCGGUCGUGUACGGAUGGAAGGGUUGGCCUGUUUCGAAAGGUGCGGUGCGCGAAUUGCCCUUUUGUUGCCCCGAGCUUACAACAAGCGGGAUUGCGCGAUAGGUGCUUGGGUGGAGGUGUUGUUUCGGCGUGAAGUGAGGCUGCUUGUUGUGCGAUUAGACUACUCGUUGGAACGGGGGGUGUUGACCUGUAUGUACACUAUUGUGGAU